This is a messenger RNA of Xenopus laevis (African clawed frog), 345 nucleotides long. Its product is annotated as mucin-2-like. The coding region runs from base 1 to 345 and encodes 114 amino acids. The record is from RefSeq and is a predicted model, not a curated record. NCBI's taxonomy places the organism in Eukaryota, Metazoa, Chordata, Amphibia, Anura, Pipidae. The transcript has 2 exons.
AUGGAGCACCAGACGUCUGGGAUCUGGGUAUGGUUGGCCUUGACACUUUCUUUCUCAAGUGCCUAUGACAUUAUUCCAGGAAGACCUAUCGACCACACAAAGUCCAUCUGCAGUUCAUGGGGAAAUUUCCAUUACAAGACAUUUGAUGGAGUUAUCUAUCAGUUUCCUGGUACCUGCAAUUAUAAUUUGGCUUCAGACUGUGGGGAUUCCUAUCAUGAGUUUUCUGUCCACAUCCAGCGUUCCACUGAGAAUAAUAGCCCAAUAAUUAAUCACAUCCUUAUGCAAAUCAAGGAUGUCACCAUUGAACUCAGAAGAGAUUCUGAGAAGCUGAACGGGGAAAUGUAA